Molecule: messenger RNA, 612 nt
Organism: Clonostachys byssicola
Lineage: Eukaryota; Fungi; Ascomycota; Sordariomycetes; Hypocreales; Bionectriaceae
Source: the annotation of a GenBank genome assembly
AUGCCGCAGAAGCGGAAUCCCAUGCUCUUGGAGCGUAUCCGCGAUCCUGAUAGCACUACUCUCGGCGUGAUGCACACAGCUACGUCAACCGGCGUCGAUCAGGCCUACAUCUACAAUCUCCUCUCGGGACAGUGUGCUGAAACGGCGGGUGCCAUUGGGUUUCUUCGCGAGAUCGUUUCCACCAUGGAAAUCGAUGAGCCGGCAAUGCGUUUAUCUGCGGGCAAGCACUGGUCCACUACCAGUGCUCUACCAGACGCUCUCGUUGUGUCGUGCAAUCUAAGUUUUCACGAAGCCCACGAGAAGGUCGCUCAGCUCGUCGCCGCCCAUGAGAAGGCUGGUGUACGCGACGGCAAGCUUUGUGAUGACCUAGUCAAUAAGAUGCCGUUCGGCAUACCAACAUCCCAGAUCAGGCGGAGCCUCGACCCUGGCGAGUUCGUGGCCACUAUGAUCAGUCCCAAGGGCACAUCUCCUGCCGCACGAGAGGAACUCGCCCUCGCCGCUGAGAAGAACAUACAAGAUAUGAAGGGGGAGCUUGCGCGACGGAUUCGUCAUGUUGACCGGGGAAUCGAACAGUUACUCCAAGAAGCAAAAGCAAUCACAAUGUGUGUUUGA